AUGGUCACCAUGCAAACUCCCAUGAAAUCAGAUGCUGGUAUUCGUGUUGCCAUAGAACAAGAAACUGAUAUUCACCAUACUAUCUUAACGGUUGUGCAGCGCAGAAAAGUUUUGUCCCAACUUUUAGUCACGGAGUGCAUAGAGUCACCGCCCUAUUGUGGAAGUUGCAUUUAUGGCUUGACUUGUCCAGAGGCGUACGAGCGCCGCUUCCCCACGUGCCCGCAGAUUCCGGUGUUCGUGGGCUGCGAGGUGCUGGCGGACGAGACGUCCGAAGACGGCGCCCACCACAAAAAGGAGCGCCGCUGCAAGCUGCUCGUCGAGGCGCCCUACCUGCUCAAGAAGAUUAUUGGUGUUGAUUUUGUGUAUUUUAUUCAAAAGAACUGCUUGGACCGAAGACAAAGAGUACUUCAUAUAGAAGCUUACAAUGAAACAUUUUCAAGUAGAGUGGAAGUAAUGGAACGAUGCAAAUACUUUGUGCAUCCUGAGAAUUCAGAAUGGACUUGCUUUGAACAAUCUGCAAGUUUAGAUAUAAAAUCCUUUUUUGGAUUUGAGAAUUCCAUGGAAAAAUUGGCUAUGAAACAGUACACACAAAACAUUUCAAAGGGCAAAGAAAUUAUUGAACAUUUUAUCAAUGAACUGAAGGUUGAAGGCAUAACUGACGUUCCCCGUUGGGAAGAACCUGAAGAGAUCAUUUGUGAAGAAGAGGAAAACGAAGAAGAACAAGAAGACGAUCAGAGGACAAUAAACUGCUCUGCAGAUUUUGCUCUUGGUGCGUCAGCAUCUAAUCUCAACUCCUCUUCCAUGUCAGGAAAACAAGCAAAUGCUGGUUUCCAACUAGAUAGUGAAUACAUCCAGAGGUAUCUUGGAGAGUUGAGCUUGGUCCAAGAGUCAUGCCUUGUGCAGCUACGCAAAUGGGUUGCUGACUUGCAGAAGGGGAAGGUUUUAAGUGAUUCUACCCUCCUAAGAUUUCUCCGAGCCCGUGACUUCAAUGUGGAGAAAGCACGUGAAAUGCUCUCUGCAUCACUUCUUUGGCGAAAGAAACAUCAAGUGGAUAAAAUUCUGUCUGAGUAUCAGACUCCUUCUGUUGUGCGCGACUACUUCCCUGGUGGAUGGCACCACCACGAUAAAGAUGGGCGACCUCUCUACUUGCUUCGCCUAGGUCAAAUGGAUGUGAAAGGAUUAUACAAAGCAAUAGGAGAAGAAGGACUGUUGCAAUUAACACUACAUGUAUGUGAAGAAGGACUGCAAUUAAUGGAUGAAGCAACUCGUAUUCAAGGGCAUCCUGUGAGUACUUGGUCCAUGUUGGUUGACUUGGAAGGAUUGAACAUGCGCCACUUAUGGAGACCUGGGGUCAGGGCUCUUCUUCGCAUAAUUGAAAUUGUGGAGGCCAACUAUCCAGAAACAAUGGGUCGUGUACUAAUCAUUCGUGCCCCUCGAGUAUUUCCAAUUUUAUGGACGUUAGUUAGCACAUUCAUUCAUGAGAACACACGAAGUAAAUUUUUCUUCUAUGGAGGAAAUGACUAUCAGGGCCCUGGGGGCUUGGUAGAUUACAUUCCUGAAGACUUUGUUCCAGACUUUUUAGGAGGGCCUUGCAGGACAAUGGUACAAGAAGGGGGCUUGGUGCCCAAGUCUUUGUACAUGACAGAAAGUGAACUGGAGAAGGAGGGUUGUCCACUUACUGAAGACAGCAUCUAUCACUCAAUCAGUCUCGGCAAAGGCCAGGUACAUGAAGUAUUGAUUACCAAUGAUGACCCUGGAAGUGUCAUCACCUGGGACUUUGAUGUAAUGCGCCAAGAUAUCAUGUUUACUGUAUAUAGAACUCACAUGCCAAUAACUCAUCACAGUUCAUCAGGCCCUCUUCAAGCGUUUCAACAAAUGAACCCCUUGGCGCUGGACCCAGAACACCGGUCUGCAUUGGACAAAAACUGGAAGGAAGGAAAGGAAUACUUUCGGGUGGAAAUUCCCAUUAUUUGCCAUGAUGGUGAAAGUGUCCAGGGAUCACAUGUUACAAGUCAUGUGGGAACAUAUGUUCUUCAAUGGAAAUUUCAUUGUUCACAUCAAUUGGACCUGUUGGAUACAUUUACAGCACCCAAAGCACAGGUCAUGUAUUAUCAUGAGAAACUUCGUUCAGCAGAUUACAGAGGGUCCAUGUCCAGCCUGCAGUCUGGCCACAGUGGUUUCUCAGCAUUGAGUACUCGGUCGGUAACCAGCUCCUGCCCUUCCAGAUGAUGCAUUGCAAAUCAUCUCAGCGCUGCAAACCCUUCAGUUUCCUGACAUCAUCCUUCACCCAGCCUACCAAGCAUCAGUUCUGUAGGCGAACCAUCACAUUAAGGACAAAAAUGCUGAUUAUCUCCCUGAGAAACAGCAUCCAUUUUGGUAUUAGUAAUAACAUUUGAAAACCUCACAUUAUUUAAUAUUGCUAGAAGAUAUCAAUUGGCAUUGGCAGCAAAAAUCUGAUAGCCUUUUAAUUUAUGUAUGUUCUUUAUUAAAUGUUUGGAAAGCUUGUUUUUGGUAAACAAUACUUCCACAACUUGAGAUGACAAGUGUAAUUGUCUUUUGAAGUAGUUGAAACUUUCACAUUGAUUUUAAUGAACAAUUAAAAAGCAUUGUUUGCAAAUAUAUGAACAACUCAGAUAAAGAAUUAGAAUCUUUCUCUUCAACUUUAGAAAGGUAAAAACCUCCACCACUUACUGAAAUAACAGUUUUUUAAUGGAAGCAGAGAUGAAAAGUGUAAAGAAUGCAACAGUAAUACUAUUUUUAUAUUCAUGGAUUAUGUUGUGAAGUUAAGAAAAUCAUUUUAUAUCAUUAUGAAAAAGCAUAAUUUUCAAAUUUUUAUUUGUCAUAUUUCAUGAUGUAAUUUAGUGUGAAAUGGAAAACUAAAUAUCUUAUUACUCUAAAAUGUUUUCAGAAGAGAUUGUGACAUGCUGAAGACUCAUUUUAUUGAUCUUUAAAUUAGACAAAGCCUGUAGUCUUUAGCAUAGUUGUUAGCAAUAAGUAAAUAUUUGUGAUAGGUUUUAGUGUUGUACAAAGCUUUGAGGGAGACUUCUAUCAGAGUCUAAACUAAUCCCUUAAGUGUCCAGAGUCUCAAUUGUACUUUGAAAUUUGUGCAAAAAGAAAAGAAAAGAAAAAGAGGUCCAAACUAUUAGUUUCAGUCAAUAUUUUCAAUGUGACAUAAAUUUAGAAAAAUCCUGAGAAAACUACUGUAGAAACUUUCUAGACAGUAGCUUCUUAUGCAAAUAUUUCCAUUAUCAGUAAGUGAUGAUCAAGUGUUAGAUACCUCCUUCCGCCAUCCUGAAUCAUAUCAAAAUUCUCAGAUAAUAAUAAAUGAAGUGUUCCUGUGUUUCAUUUGUACCUGGAACAUAUGAAUGAGCACUGGUUUCGGUUUGACCGUUCAGAAAAAUUUAAGGUAGAGGGAACAAAAUAAAUAGGUGAAAGCAUAAAUUACGAUGUUCAAAUGGAACAUGGAAUUGAUAAAGAAACAGCUUCCAAAGAUAAUAUAUAAAAUACAUCUGUUUCACUAGAUAUUAAGGAAUUUCAAUCGGAAACAUUUAAUCCUAGUCCUCAAAAGUGUGGCAUGUUCAUUGUAUUUUUAGAAAAAAAUGCAUGGUGGUUUUACUAUUGUGGUAGAUAGUAAAUAUUGAGAAGCGAAAUAUUUGAUGUGAUGACUAUGACAGUCUUCUUGCAGGCUCAAGGAGAUAAGAUAUAUAUUUUCUGAUUGUUUUAAUGUAGGGAAGUGGUGUAUUUUUUAGGAAAGUGCAACUGAGUUAAAGUAGUUGUUUAGAAUGAAUGUAGAAAAUGAGAUGCUUUGAUUUUAUUAGUUUUAAAUGUUUGGAUGUAUUGUGAAUUGGUAAGAAUGUACUUGCACUCAAACAAAUCUAAGGUUGUAUACAUGUGAAGUAAUAUUCUUGGGAAUUGUACUCGGUAUGUAUUGUCUUAAGCUAAUUUUGAUACCCACACAAUUGAUAACAAAGUGAGGCAACAAAUUUUAACUAACUAUAUUACAUAUGUUUCGUAUGAUAAAAAAUCUCUUUAUUUAGAAUAAUUAUUUUUGUACCCAAAAUGGGAAACACAAAAGCAAUUUGCUUGUUUGAGAGAUAGGCAUGUACAUUUUGAGUUGUUUUAGUCUUCUAUAACACUUAUCAAGAUACUUCCCCUAUAAAACACAUUUGUAAAUGUUUUCUAAACUAUGUCUGUAUGCAUACACUGUAAGUUUGUCAACAUUUAUUCUGAUUAUUAGAAUUUGGUGAGAUUGCCUAGUUGCAGUUAGAACAAUGAUUUGACAAUUAGAAAAUUGGCUUUUGAAAAACUGUAAUUUAUAUACCAUUUAAAUUUGUCCAGCGUACAAAAGAAGUGAGUUUGUCCUGUUUCAAGAAUCUUAGCAUAAGAACAUAUUAAAACAUCCCAGAUUCCUGUCUUAUUGACAAAACUGUAGAAGUUUCAAAUUUCACCAAUAAUUAAAUUUGUAACCUAUUUGCACUGAUGCAAGUGUAAAUAAUUUCAUUUCUGAGGGGAUUUGUAUCACUUCGUACAUCCAAAAGAAACUGAAUAUUACUAUAAGAUACAGUUGUAAAAUGUUAGUUUCUUUUCUCGCAACAUAGAAUUAUAGAAUGCUUUAAGUUGUAAUAGUUAACACUAUUUUAUGAAUGUACAUUACUUUAUACCCAAUUUGUAAGUUAUGUACUUGUUAAUUUUUAUAUUUAUUACAAAUAGAAGAGCCAUUCUUCUCCUUACUAAUUUUUUUUUUGUUUACUUCAUUGAAGAUGCUUUCCUGAUAAUUCCACUAGUCGUGCAAAAAAAGGUUUGUUCUCCUUUCAAAACAGCUCAGCCAACGUAACCAUAUCUACGAGGGCAUGACAAUCUUUUAGAGAUAUAAUUUUGUACUCCUUAUGAAAUUUUCUAAAUUAUGUUGUAUCAUAAGGAAGUCUAAAAAACGAUGUUAUGACAGGAUAUAAAACAUUAUAAAAAUACAGCCACCAGAGGGAAGACAACCAUCAAGAGUUAAGACUGAGUGCUGUGAUCCAGAGCGAUUGCCAGUACAAGCCACCUGUCGGAUUGAUUUACCAACCCUCGUGUAGAUAUGUGAAUAUUUUGUUUAUAUUAUACUCCUGUUUCAAGCUAGAUUGUAUCCCAAUUUGAAGCCAAAGACUGAGCAACUGGAUGUGAAUGCCACGAGAAAGGCUGUGUAGAAGUGUAUUACUGCUAACUGCAAGGCUUUGGUAAGAAAGUAACGUUUUCUGCACGUAAUUUUUAUAACGGGUUCCUCUUAUCACCUGUAUGCAAACAAGACCUAAAUGUACUCUGAUUAUGAAUAUUUCUAGCACAUGAUUCAGCUCUUAACAUAAAUUAUAAAGGAGGGCUGUGUGCAAUUGAAAUUAACAAGUUAACAUGCAUCAAAAAAAGCAUGUAUACAGAAACUAGUGGUUAAACAGUUCCACACAUAUCCCUUUUUCAAGGUAGUUAACCUUUAACUGGUAAGAUGGGGUCUUUGAGACCCUCUUGAUUGUUUUCUUUCUCAGAAGUUGCAUUAUCUUUGGAACUGAGACGAGCCGUCUCAGCUACCUUUAAGUUGAAUGGUGUGUUCAACCAGUGUUCAAAGGAAGAGGGAUAUCUCGUCGUCUUAGAUUGCCAGCUGAUUAUAUUUCUGGAAGGGUCUCUCAAACGCAUUGUAAUAGUUGCAUUAGUGUUUUCCAUCUCGGUGAUUCCUGAACUGUCCAAGUUUCUGCGUUGCUUUAGAUACUAAUUUUUCUUCCGAAUUUGUGUGAAUUUGCAGCAUGUCAUUAAAUACACUUUUGACGGAAUUUGAUGACAUAGUUGUGGUCGCUUUUGUGAUGGAUCCAGUCCUUCAAAAGUCGUUAUUGGAAAUGAGAAUUUCAAGUAGUUGAAUGAUGUUUUACAUUAUAGUGAUUAAUGACUGUGAAAUUGAACUAGAUAUUAAACAAAAUGAUCUCUGGAAUGUUUUUUUUUAUAAGUAAAAAUACAAUUUCGCUUCAAUGUACUUAAUUCAGUGUGUUUAAAAUGGCAACUUGUCACUGAAAUAUCACAAGAUUAGAACUAGCCAAAUAAAGGUAGGUUCAUCUUUUUGAAAAAAAAUAGAAACCAUUAUGAAUUUAGAAUAGUUAUACUUUACUAUUAAUAAUUCCAUCCAGAGACAUUUGUCUAGAUAUUUUAUUGCAGAAUAGUCUUUAGGAAAAACAGCAUGAACAAACAGAUCAGAGGAUACUGUUUUGUUGACAUGCAAGGUACCUCCUAAAGAAAUGCAAACAUUACUAGGAAAUUGUUUUAGCCACAGAGAUAUAUUUCUAUGCACUGUUGACCCUGACAAACUUCAACACAAAAGAUGUCUUAUGACAUAAAAAUAUUAGUCCACAAUGUGAAGAUACUGUUUUCACAUGAGAACCUUGAGAAAACACACACUUAAUAAACUUUUAAGCUUCAGUUUCAAAUACUAAUUUAUUACAGAUCAGUGCAAGCUUCCAACACUGGAAAGUAGCCAGCAGAUACGAAAACUUGCUCAACUACAUUAUUUAUUUCAAUCUGGGUUCCACUAAAAGUUCUCAUCUGUGUGUGUGACAGUUUGUUAAUAUGACUACAAUAAUAUUUUUUGAGCUUAAAAUUAUGAAUGAUCAGGGUAUGUGAAAAAUAGUACUAGUAAUCAUCAUCUGACAAACAUUUUCCAAAUGAAUAUGUCUGAAUAGCUGUUCUAUUUCCUCACAAUGAACAUAAUUCACCCUCCAGAAAACAGAACACCCUCUACAAGAAGUAGAUAUUCUGCUUCACAGGGAAAAGCAAAUGAAAUGAUGUGCCUUCAUUCAUAAAGGGCAUGAGUGAAUCCCUUCACUGAAUCAUUUACUUGCAUUUAUCUCUACAGAUAAAUUUCAUCAAAAUUUUACUUCAGUUUAAAUUCACUCAGUCUCCUGUUCCUUCCUUUUACGUUUCUUUACUUUUGGCUGUGGAGCAUUAGGAUUGAUACCAUCAUAGAAUUGUUGCAAAAGUUUCAUUGCUCUUUUUUCCUGCACACCACUUAUUGUUGGGACAGGAUUUUCAUACAGGCUUGCUACAUCCAUCACUGUGCCACAACCUCCAAACCGGUCAUUAUGACAACCAUAAACAAUCUGCUCGAUCUUCAAGUUGUGAAGGGCUGCAGCACACAUUACACACGGCUCGACGGUCACGUAAACCCGAGUUUUACUAAAAACCGAUCGCCAAUCACGUUUGGUCUCCCUACACCAUUCCAUGACUUGGUCUAUGCAAUUAAUUUCUGCAUGUCUUGUUGGAUUGCGAGUCUCAUUCACGCUAUUUCUCCCUUCAGCAGUUAUUUUAUUAUCAUACACGAACACACAACCCACGGGCACUUCUCCUAGUUCUAACUCUUUAGAAGCCAAUUCGAAGGCCUUCUCCAUCCACUCCUCUAGCUUACUAUCCAUGACACACCUUGAACUUUUGUGAAUCUGAACUUGACAGCUGUUUUAACCACAAUCCCCACUAUCCUACCUCCAGUACCAACC
Messenger RNA from Gryllus bimaculatus (two-spotted cricket), 7505 nucleotides. The record is from the annotation of a GenBank genome assembly. NCBI's taxonomy places the organism in Eukaryota, Metazoa, Arthropoda, Insecta, Orthoptera, Gryllidae.